Molecule: messenger RNA, 1467 nt
Organism: Neoarthrinium moseri
Lineage: Eukaryota; Fungi; Ascomycota; Sordariomycetes; Amphisphaeriales; Apiosporaceae
Exons: 1
Coding region: 1-1467 (488 amino acids)
Molecular function (GO): N-acetyltransferase activity
Source: RefSeq, a predicted model, not a curated record
AUGGUUGACAAGACAGGCCCAAAUGAACAGCGUACGAUCAGCCGGGAACACUGCGAGUUCUAUAAUGCGGUCGUCAUCGGUGCCAUCUACGAAUUUUCCGGAUCAGGAAUCGACGUCCGCUCAAGCCGCUCUUUUUAUGGUGCCGUCAAAAGAUGCGUCGACAAAUAUCCAUCGUUGAGUGUGGUUGUGCGAGACAUGCAUACUGAUGCGGCUUUCUUCGAACGCGUGGCAAGAAUCAACCUGGAAGAACAUAUCUGCAUCGUGGGAGAAGAUGAUGUCAAAACAUUAGCGACCACAGACAGUGACGACGAUGACUUGAAGAAAAUAGAGGCCUUACUCCCCUCUGUUCAGGAUCGGCCGUGGCCAACAUCGCCGCCGCCUUGGAGAGUCAUUGUGCUUCCCUUGUCUUCUCCAGAACUGCCAAACAGUGAGCAAAGACGCUGCUUCGUUGCGUUUUCUUUCUCACAUGCCCUGGGAGAUGGCAUAAGUGCGCUCGCCUUCCACCGCACGUUCAGAGGCGGGAUCUUUGAUCAAGUCGACGAGGAUUGCUCAGCCCUGGAGAUCACCCUCGCAGACUACCCAGCUCCAUUCGAUACAGCCAAGAAUCUACCCAUCUCCUGGGGGUUCCUUCUCGGACCUUUCUUGGCUGUUCUCUUGCCUAACUUCGUAUCGGAUCUACUGGGGGUACGUGCGACCACGAGCGCCGUGGGUGCUAAAACUUGGACCGGCACCAAGAUGUUUUUCGACCCAAAGUCUUUCCGCAGUUGCAUCAGACUGAUCGACAUUCAACAUCCGGAAGUUGAGAACAUGCUCCGUGUGGCAAGAACGAACGGGGCCAGGCUCACUGCGACGAUACACCAGUCCAUCGUACGGGCGUUGAGCAGAGCAAUUCCUCGUAGAGAGGCGGCCAACUUCGUUUCGGGCACGGCCGUUAACAUGAGACGUUCUGUCGGCGUUUCAGAUGACGAGAUGGGCUUCUUCGUCAACGCAUGCUUUGAAUCCCAUGAUCGGGAUGAUGCUUGGGCCUCUCCCUGGAACGAAAGGACAUGGGCAAGUGCGCGGUCCUUGACCGAGAAGCUGGCGGAGUGCGCCGUGACUCUCGAGGAUCAGCCGGUAGGCUUGUUGCGAUAUAUACCCAGUAUCCGCAGUUGGACUGCGGCAAAGAUUGGAAAAGAGCGAGACAGCUCCUAUCAAGUCAGCAACUUGGGGGCUUUUGAGGCUGCCGCACCGUGCAACCCUUCAAGGGCUGGUCGAUGUGACAUCACCAAGAUGGUCUUCUCGCGGUCUGCCGACGCAACUUCUGCACCUUUGGAAUUCAGCGUGGUUAGUGUCAAAGGCGGCAGUAUGGUGAUUUCUAUGGGGUGGCAGCCUGGAGCGAUUGGAAUUCCCGUAGAGUCGGAGCCGGCAUUUGUCGAAGGGUUGGUUGCUUUUCUGGUGGAAGAUCUUCAGAAUAUCAAUGCGAAGUAG